GAUAAAAUUGUAAACAUGGAUAAAACGUUAACUUAUUUAGCAGAGGUAGAGGCUGUAGCGCAAGAAAUUAUCCAACAUAAAGAAGAAAAGUUACGACUUAGUAAUAGUCGUAAUAAGUUUAAUGAAGCGUUGAGGUGUCUGCAAAAAACUGAGCAUAGAACAACAUUCCUGGACUUGGGACGAACCCUGUUGGAGUUCCCAAAGGAUUUGGCCAUGGAUUUAAUACAAAAAGAUAUCAAAGAGACUACUGAUGAGAUCGAUAGAUUGCACAGUGAGAUAAGAAACAAGGCUGGUGUUUUGAGGGAUCUGGAGCAUGAAGAGAGAAUAGUGGGCUUUGGAUUAAAGCCAUUAAGUGCUAAGGAAGCAAGUGCUUUAAGUAAAGCUAUCAAUUAUUAGGAGAAUAAAAUUUAUUGGACACUAA
Messenger RNA from Nicrophorus vespilloides, 421 nucleotides. Its product is annotated as p53 and DNA damage-regulated protein 1-like. The transcript is spliced from 2 exons. The record is from RefSeq and is a predicted model, not a curated record. Lineage: Eukaryota; Metazoa; Arthropoda; Insecta; Coleoptera; Silphidae. The coding region runs from base 16 to 396 and encodes 126 amino acids.